AAACAGACGGACUCUGUUAGACCGACUGGACACUUCUGGUUCUGGUUCUGUUACCAAGUCUGGAUGAUGGUGGAAGGAACAUUUAAAGGAGCUGUGGUUCUGCUGCUGUUGGUGCUGCCCAGCUGUGUGGCUCAGGAUGUUUUUCUCAACGGCCAGCAGGCAUCGCAGGUUUUGGUUCGAAAUCGGCGAGCAAAUAGUUUGUUCGAGGAGAUGAAACCAGGAAACCUGGAGAGGGAAUGUGUGGAAGAAAUAUGCGACGCUGAAGAAGCCAGAGAGGUGUUUGAGCAGAAAGACAAAACUGAUAAAUUUUGGACAAAGUAUCUUGGCUGUAAAGGAAGUAAAAUGGUUCGAACAAAAGAAAACAUCAACAUCGUCAGACAUUGCAUAGAAGGUCACUGCAUCAUGGGAAAUGGGAUCAACUAUGAAGGAAAGAUCAACAUCACAAACACAGGGAAAGUAUGUCAACAAUGGAGUUCCAGUUACCCUCAUCCUAUCCACAGGGAGUUUAAUGCCUCUGCACCGAACAGUAAGCUGCUGGAGAACUUCUGUAGGAACCCUAACAACCGCCCAGAAGGACCGUGGUGCUUCACCACAGAUCCAACGGUCCAGAAGGAAACCUGCAAUGUUCCCAAAUGUGGUGAGGCAUUCGUUCCAACAACUGUAGCUCCAAAGGUGGUCGUACCCUCAGUGUGUGUUUCUAAUUACGGUGUUGACUACACUGGUGACCUGAGUGUUACCAUGGGUCGGCACACCUGUCUGCUGUGGUCUUCACCAGAAGCCAAAGCCCUCAGCCAAGACAAAGACUUUAUGCCUGAGGUGACUUUGCUGGGCAACAAGUGCCGGAACCCAGACAAUGACCCAGAGGGUCCCUGGUGUUAUGUGAACAUUGCUGGAAAUGUAACGAUUGAUUACUGCGACCUGGAGCUGUGUGAGGAUCCACUCAUUGGUGGAGACGAGCUGACGAACACUCAGGAAAGGGAGCGGUCGGUUUUAGGCUCUGGCAGGAAACUGUUCUUCAGUUCUCGAACAUUUGGACAAGGAGAAAGUGAUUGUGGCCUGCGUCCCCUUUUCGAAAAGACAAACAAAAAGGAUAAGACUGAGGAUGAGCUGUUGGAGUCCUACAGAGAUAAACGGAUCGUUGGAGGGAAAGAUGCUGAGGUGGCCUCAGCACCAUGGCAGGUGAUGCUGUAUAAACGUAGCCCACAGGAGCUUCUGUGUGGAGCCAGUCUGCUCAGUGAUCAGUGGAUCCUGACUGCAGCUCACUGCAUCCUCUAUCCGCCCUGGAAUAAAAACUUUACCUCCAAUGACAUCCUGGUUCGUCUGGGGAAACACAACCGAGCCCAGUUUGAGCGCGGAAUUGAGAAGAUUGUUGCAAUUGACGAUAUCAUCGUCCAUCCCAAAUACAACUGGAAAGAAAAUCUGAACCGGGACAUCGCUCUGCUGCACUUGAGACGACCCGUCACUUUCACUGACCAGAUCCAUCCUGUCUGCCUGCCGAGUAAGCAGGUCGCCAGGACUCUGAUGUCUGAAGGUUUUAAAGGCMGAGUGACGGGCUGGGGGAACCUGCAGGAGACCUGGAACCCCGCGGCCAGAAAUUUACCCACAGUUCUCCAACAGAUCCACCUUCCAAUUGUGGAUCAGGACGUCUGUCGCAAGUCUACAUCAGUCAGAAUAACAGACAACAUGUUUUGUGCAGGUUUUAAACCAGAUGAAAACGAACGUGGUGAUGCCUGCGAGGGCGACAGUGGAGGACCAUUUGUCAUGAAAUACCCAGCUGAGAACCGCUGGUACCAGAUUGGUAUUGUGUCCUGGGGUGAAGGAUGUGACCGCGAUGCAAAGUAUGGCUUCUACACCCACUUGUUCAGGAUGUCCAGGUGGAUCCAGAAAGUUAUCGACAAGUCAGGAGACGACGACACAAACUCCGAUUAAAUCCCAGUUACUUCCUGCUUUACCGGUAGAUGAAUAAAUGAUGCUAAUAAAGUUUGUCCAAAAUAAA
This is a messenger RNA of Austrofundulus limnaeus, 1996 nucleotides long. It is a transcript of the gene f2, whose product is annotated as coagulation factor II (thrombin). Bases 64 to 1929 code for a protein of 621 amino acids. Gene Ontology annotation, cellular component: extracellular region. The record is from RefSeq and is a predicted model, not a curated record. Gene Ontology annotation, biological process: positive regulation of blood coagulation; proteolysis; blood coagulation. Gene Ontology annotation, molecular function: calcium ion binding; serine-type endopeptidase activity. The transcript has 15 exons. NCBI's taxonomy places the organism in Eukaryota, Metazoa, Chordata, Actinopteri, Cyprinodontiformes, Rivulidae.